Messenger RNA from Knipowitschia caucasica, 2379 nucleotides. The record is from the annotation of a GenBank genome assembly. Lineage: Eukaryota; Metazoa; Chordata; Actinopteri; Gobiiformes; Gobiidae.
AUGCUGAACAUACAUGCGACCACGCACGCUGCGGCCCCCAGGGAGCCAUACAUGAAUGCUAAGAUGGAGAAACUCAAGCGCCCCUCCAUAGCGUUGGCAGGGACGGCUGAGACCUGGUCAUACUUUCUAACCCGCUGGGGUGAAUACAAGAGGGGGACCAAAUUGAUCGGAUCUGACAUUGUUACACAACUACUGGAGUGCUGUGAGGAAGAUCUGAGGAAGGACCUCACCCGCGCAGCAGGCAAGAGCCUAGUGGACAGUGAGGAAGAGGAUGUCCUCUCUGCCAUGAGGGCACUCGCUGUGCGUGCAGAGAACACAAUGGUAGCUCGAGUGACCCUGUCUAACAUGCGACAGGGACACGAAGAACCCAUCCGAUCAUUCUACGCUCGCUUGAAAGGGCAGGCGGACACAUGUAAAUAUGAAAUGAAUUGCACCAAAGAGGGGUGCAACCAAGUCAAUGACUUCACAGAGGACAUACUGCGCGACGUAAUCGCCCGUGGCAUAGCAGACCAAGAAAUACAGCUUGAUCUGCUUGGCGAGAAAAAUCAAAAUAUGCCAUUGAGGGACAUGAUAGAAUACAUCGAAGCUAAAGAGUCAGGAAAGCGCUCAGCAUCACGGCUACUUGGUCCCCAGAGCACAGACGCAGUCAGCAGCUCGUACCGACGAGGGAAGCAGCAGGACACCCGUACCAGAGGGGGCACCAGGACAGAGACAUCAAAGGUCAAGCCUGAGGGGGCGUGCAUCUACUGCGGCGAGACAGGCCAUGGAAAAACACCACAGUGGCGCACCAGGCGUGCUGAAUGCCCCGCAUAUGGCAAGACGUGUCGAAAAUGCAGUCGUCAGAACCACUUUGACAAGGCCUGCUUAGGUGGUCGUUCGCCUAGGCCCCCACCAGAGGAGACUGAUGGGGUGUGUGACGAACAGCAGACGGCCGCAUUCGUCGAGCUAUGCACGCUGACUGCAAGUAGCUCUAACGACAAGAUACGCACACUUCCCCUCGCCCACCACCUGUAUGAUGAUAUGUGCGAUAAGUGGACGAGGCGGCCAUCCAACCCACAGCCAUACAUCCACCUCACCAUCACCAUCGAACGCGAGGAUUACAAAGCGCUGGGCCUCGACCUUCAGAAACGCACCCGGGCCGUGACCCUGCCUGCCAUGGCUGACACAGGGUGCCAGAGCUGUCUAAUCGGUGUCAAAGUCGCCCAACGGCUGGGACUAAGUACAGAAGACCUUAUUCCCGUAUCCAUGACGAUGAAGGCCGCAAACGAUGAGGGAAUACGGAUUCUCGGGGCCGCCGUCGUCAGGUUCGCUGGUACCAGCAGCGACGCCCGUAGAUUGGAGACGCGCCAAAUCGCAUACGUGACAGACACCUCAGACCGUAUAUUCCUUUCUCGUACGGCCUGUGUAGACCUGGGCAUGAUCUCAGACAAGUUUCCAACGCUCGGGGAGGUCAACCUGGCGACCUCGGACCCAUGUGACUGCCCGCAACGCGCGGAGCCCCCAACCAGACCGACUACGCUCCCCAUGCCGGCCACUGAAGCUAACAGAGAGGCUCUACGGAAACACCUACUGGGGCUAUACGCUCAGAGCACAUUCAAUACGAACCUCAAGGAAAAGACCCUGCGCUAUCGCUUCCGCAUCGUGCACGUGCCGGGGAUGAAGAACAGGGCCGCGGAUGCCAUGUCGCGUAGGCCGGUCGGCACGCUGUGCCCGUCACCCAUGGAUUUGCCGGACGACAAUGCUGCCAUGGUGACCCACCUCUCGCCCAGCACACACGCUGAUGUCCUGUCCCUUAUACGACUGACAGGGCCAGUAAACGACGAAGUUGAGGAAGGAGACCUGACCUGGUGCGCUGCUGGGCUUGAAUCGCUGCGGUCCGUGACGUGGGAUCGCGUCAAGGAGGCCACCUGCAGCGACGACGACAUGCGUGCACUGGAGGAGAUAGCAGCGGACGGCUUCCCCGAGUCGAGGACAGGAAUGCCGGUGGCCAUUCGCAACUUCCACCAAUACCGCGAAGACAUUACAUCUGCUGAUGGGGUGGUCCUGUACAAGGACAGAGUGAUCAUUCCACCCUCGCUCCGUGCUCUUCCUGUGUCGCCAUUGCCGUCCAGUCGUGUGUGCAGCCCGGUGACACCUGUGGUGGAGUCUGGGCCCACCCCGCCGCCGACACAUCCACCUGCGGGCUCUCCCCGCCGCGGUUUGCGGCCAGUUUCCCUCAUGCCUGCGGUGCCAGCCCGGGACAUCCCUUGUACUCCGCCACCGGACUCUGUGGCCCCCUUGGCCCCUUCGCCGCCGGCUGCGUCGCCAGCUACGGAGUUACGUCGGUCCACCAGGAAAGCCGGUGUGCCUGCCUGGCAUGGGGACUAUGUCUUGGAAUAG